Huiozyma naganishii CBS 8797 is the source of this 816-nucleotide messenger RNA. RefSeq names its product Trs33p (gene TRS33). Gene Ontology annotation, cellular component: TRAPP complex; cis-Golgi network; trans-Golgi network. The record is from RefSeq and is a predicted model, not a curated record. Gene Ontology annotation, biological process: endoplasmic reticulum to Golgi vesicle-mediated transport; regulation of GTPase activity. The transcript has a single exon. Lineage: Eukaryota; Fungi; Ascomycota; Saccharomycetes; Saccharomycetales; Saccharomycetaceae. The coding region runs from base 1 to 816 and encodes 271 amino acids.
AUGUCACAGGCGUCUGUGCCCGGUGUGGCGAAUGAUGGGACUGGAGCGGUUUCACAGCAGAGGCAGUAUGAGCUGGAGCAGGAGGCGAUGCCGAAACUAAACAGGACGGUGUUCCAAAUGGUGCUGAAUGAGAUUAUACCGAUGGCGUACGCCGUAGAGGUGUCCAAGACUGUGCAGAAGGAUGAGACCGGUGAAGUGGCUAUGGGUUCGCUGUCUUUGGAGAGCACGGUUCCUGGGGACGACAAUACUGCUGCUAGAAGGAUGAGGUCGUCUGUUAUGGCGGUGUACAAUCUGGCUAAGUUGGCCGAGGAGGACGAGGACAAAUACAACUCUGUCCUUAAGAGGAUAGAGUCCUUGGGAACCAGUAUUGGGUCGAAGAUUAGCGACAUGCUGAUUUUUGCGAAGAAUCCGAGCAUUAGCUUCAAGAACAUGGACCUUCUGUCCGUGAUGAAGUUCAUCUGUCGAGACGUUUGGAAGCAUGUGUUCGGGAAGCAGAUCGACAACUUGAAAACGAACCAUAGGGGCACUUUCUACCUUAUUGACCUUGAUUACGCACCGAUACAAGAUUUCACUGUGGAGCCUAGUGUACUAGAGGAACAACUUAGCGAGGAGGACUUGCAAAUAUACGAGCUAAAACUUGUGGAACCCUUCCUACAGUUCCCAGUCGGAAUAAUAAAGGGCGUACUGCACUCAUUGGGCCACCCACUGGAUAAAGUUGUGUGUCUUGCGACGUACGCAGACAAACCGAAGGAGAAAUCGAAGGUUGGCGGGUUUCCCAAGGGUAUAAACUUCCACGUCCAAAUAACGAAUAAUUAA